This is a messenger RNA of Plenodomus lingam JN3, 255 nucleotides long. It is a transcript of the gene LSM5, whose product is annotated as RNA-binding protein lsm5. Gene Ontology annotation, biological process: mRNA splicing, via spliceosome. Lineage: Eukaryota; Fungi; Ascomycota; Dothideomycetes; Pleosporales; Leptosphaeriaceae. The record is from RefSeq and is a predicted model, not a curated record. Gene Ontology annotation, molecular function: RNA binding. Gene Ontology annotation, cellular component: Lsm1-7-Pat1 complex; U6 snRNP; U4/U6 x U5 tri-snRNP complex.
AUGGCUCUCGAGAACCUCUUGCCGCUUGAGCUCAUCGACAAAUGUGUAGGCUCACAGAUCUGGGUCAUCAUGAACGGGGGAAAGGAAUUCACAGGCAAACUCGUUGGCUUUGAUGACUAUGUCAACAUGGUUCUCGAAGAUGUCACUGAGAUAGAUGCUAGUGAAGGAAAUGUCAAGCUGCCCAAGAUCCUUCUGAAUGGCAACAAUAUCUGCAUGAUGGUUCCAGGAGGCGAUGGCGAAACAGUGCUGGAAUAG